AUGAAGAACAGAAACGGGGGCAAAGUUUCACUCAGGUGGAUUUUGAUUCUGUGCAUUUUCAGCUUCGCACUUGGCACGCUUUUCAGCAACAGAAUAUGGGUUGUUCCCGAAUCAGAGGAUCAGAUCAUGCCCAUAAGACGACGACCAGGAGAUUUGGCUGCUAUUUCUGAUGACUGUGCAACAGACAAGGAUAAGGAGGAUCUGAUUGGAGAGUUUAGCGAAGCCCAUGAAGCAAUAGAAUCACUGGACUCUUCGAUAGCUAAGCUGCGUAUGGAGCUGCCUUCAACAAAGAAUUCCCGCAAGAUUGGGAACUUCGAAAACUUUAGUACCGUUGCUGUGCACCCGGGCAGGAUUGAGACGAGUAAAAAGACAUUUAUGGUUAUUGGUAUAAACACCGCAUUUAGUAGCAGGAAGAGGCGCGAUUCAGUUAGAGAAACCUGGAUGCCUCGAGGUAAAAGUUUACUUCAACUUGAACAAGAGAAAGGAAUUGUUGUUCGUUUCACGAUUGGCCACAGUGCAACAUCCAACAGCAUUCUAGAUCGAGCAAUUGACUCGGAGGACUCUCAGCAUAAAGACUUUCUUAGGCUUGAACAUAUUGAAGGAUAUCACGAGUUAUCAGCAAAGACAAAAGCAUUCUUUUCCACAGCAGUUGAAAAAUGGGAUGCUGAGUAUUACAUCAAGGUGGACGAUGAUGUUCAUGUCAAUUUGGGCACGUUGGCUGCAACUCUUGCUCGCCAUCGUUCGAAGCCUAGAAUAUAUAUCGGAUGUAUGAAAUCUGGACCAGUUCUUUAUCAAAAGAAUGUUAAGUACCAUGAACCUGAGUAUUGGAAAUUCGGAGAGGAGGGAAAUAAAUACUUUCGACAUGCAUCUGGGCAGAUCUACGCUAUCUCAAAGGAUCUCGCAAAAUACAUCUCCAUAAACCAGCCGAUUCUGCAUAAGUUUGCUAAUGAAGAUGUAUCGCUUGGAGCAUGGUUUAUCGGUCUUGAAGUUGAGCACAUUGAUGAUCGCAACAUGUGCUGUGGAACUCCACCUCAAUGCGAGUGGAAAGCACAAGCAGGUAAUGUUUGCGUUGCAUCAUUCGACUGGACCUGCAGUGGAAUUUGUAAAUCUGUGGAAAGAAUGAAGGAUGUUCAUGCCAAAUGUGGUGAAGAUGCUUCCACUCUUUGGAAUGCUCUUUUCUAG
Molecule: messenger RNA, 1182 nt
Organism: Fraxinus pennsylvanica
Lineage: Eukaryota; Viridiplantae; Streptophyta; Magnoliopsida; Lamiales; Oleaceae
Source: the annotation of a GenBank genome assembly